AUUCAGAACUGGUCUUGCGCUGUCAAUGGGAGCGGACGGUCGUCGGAAACAACACACUGGCUAGCAAACUUCACAGAUCGCACCAUGGUUUCUACACCGAUACCUUCUCUGUGGAUUAUGUGUUGCUUUGUUUUGUUUCAUCACACGCACACUGGAAUAGCACAAAAUGUAAAGGAAGUAAUGUUGCUGGAUUCUAAAGCACAGACGGAACUGGAGUGGAUAUCCUUUCCUUCUGGCGGGUGGGAAGAAAUCAGUGGACUUGAUGAGAACUACACACCUAUUCGGACUUACCAGGUGUGCCAGGUAAUGGAGCCCAAUCAGAACAACUGGCUGCGAACUAAUUGGAUUGAGAAGGGCAAUGCUCAGAGGAUUUUUGUAGAACUGAAGUUCACACUGAGGGAUUGUAAUAGUCUGCCAGGUGUGCUGGGGACUUGUAAGGAAACGUUCAAUCUGUAUUACCAAGAGACAGACUCUGACUAUAGGAGGAAUAUACAAGAAAGCCAGUAUGUAAAAAUAGACACCAUUGCAGCAGAUGAAAGCUUUACCCAGGGAGACCUCGGGGAACGUAAGAUGAAGCUGAAUACUGAAGUGCGGGAAAUCGGGCCUCUGUCUAGAAAAGGAUUUUAUCUGGCUUUUCAGGAUGUAGGGGCCUGCAUAGCUUUGGUAUCUGUCAAAGUCUACUAUAAGAAGUGCUGGUCUAUUAUUGAGAACUUAGCUAUUUUCCCGGACACAGUCACAGGGUCCGAGUUUUCCUCCCUGGUCGAAGUGAGCGGAACAUGUGUGAGUGACGCAGAAGAGGAGGCAGAGAAUUCUCCCAAGAUGCACUGCAGUGCUGAAGGUGAAUGGCUGGUGCCUAUUGGAAAGUGUAUCUGCAAAUCAGGAUUUCAUCAAAAAGGAGAUGCCUGUGAGCCCUGUGGACGUGGAUUCUAUAAAUCAUCCUCCCAAGACCUCCAGUGUUCCCGCUGCCCUGCUCACAGCUUCACUGACAGAGAAGGCUCUUCCCGAUGUGACUGCGACGACGGAUAUUACAGAGCAGCCUCAGACCCACCAUCUGCGGCAUGCACAAGACCCCCGUCUGCACCACAGAACCUGAUUUACAAUAUCAACCAGACCACUGUGACCCUGGAGUGGAGCCCCCCUGCAGACAACGGGGGCCGUAGUGAUGUCACCUACAGGAUUAUGUGCAGGAAGUGCAGCUGGGAGCAGGGAGAGUGUGUGCCCUGCAGCAGUAUCGUUGGAUUUGUACCCCAGCAAUCUGGACUAGUCGAUACCUAUGCCACCAUCGUGGACCUGCUCUCCCACACCAACUACACCUUUGAGGUUGAAGCUGUGAAUGGAGUCUCAGACCUCAGUCGCACCCAGAGGCUCUUCGCUGCAGUCAGCGUUGCGACCAGCCAAGCAGCUCCCUCGCAGGUUAGUGAAGUUAUCAAGGAGAGAGUGCGGCAGAGGAGCAUUCAGCUUUCCUGGCAGGAGCCAGAGCUUCCCAACGGGGUCAUCACAGAAUAUGAAAUCAAGUAUUAUGAGAAGGAUCAAAGGGACCGCACUUAUUCAACUGUGAAAUCAAAGUCUACAUCAGCCACUGUCAAUAACCUGAAACCAAGCACAGCAUACGUGUUUCAGAUUCGAGCUUUUACUGCUGCAGGCAACGGCACCUAUGGUCCUAGACUAGAGGUUAUAACACAGGAGGAAGCUACAGCCACAGCCGUCACCAGUGAACAGAACCCCGUCAUUAUCAUAGCUGUAGUCGCGGUGGCAGGGACCAUCAUCCUCGUCUUCAUGGUGUUUGGAUUCAUUAUUGGAAGAAGGCACUGCGGCUACAGCAAAGCAGACCAGGAAGGAGACGAAGAGCUUUACUUUCAAUUUAAAUUUCCAGGCACCAAAACGUAUGUUGACCCAGAAACCUAUGAGGACCCGAAUAGGGCUGUCCAUCAAUUUGCCAAGGAGCUGGACGCCUCGUGCAUUAAGAUUGAGAGAGUAAUCGGAGCAGGGGAGUUUGGAGAAGUAUGCAGUGGACGUCUGAAGCUCCCGGGAAAAAGAGACCUGUCAGUUGCUAUCAAAACUUUGAAAGUUGGCUAUACAGAAAAACAAAGAAGAGAUUUUCUUGGUGAAGCCAGCAUCAUGGGGCAGUUUGACCAUCCCAAUGUGGUUCAUCUGGAAGGAGUUGUUACAAGGGGAAAACCAAUUAUGAUUGUGAUAGAAUAUAUGGAGAAUGGGGCGCUGGAUGCAUUUCUUAGAAAACACGAUGGCCAGUUUACAGUUAUCCAGCUUGUGGGAAUGCUGCGUGGCAUCGCAGCUGGAAUGAGAUACCUUUCCGAUAUGGGAUAUGUUCAUAGAGAUUUGGCAGCACGUAACAUUCUGGUCAACAGCAAUCUUGUAUGUAAAGUGUCUGACUUUGGCCUGUCGAGAGUAAUAGAAGAUGAUCACGAAGCUGUCUACACCACAACGGGCGGAAAAAUUCCGGUCCGAUGGACAGCCCCAGAAGCCAUACAGUACCGAAAGUUUACUUCCGCCAGUGACGUUUGGAGUUACGGAAUUGUAAUGUGGGAAGUCAUGUCCUAUGGGGAGCGACCUUACUGGGACAUGUCCAAUCAGGAUGUAAUCAAAGCUAUCGAGGAAGGCUACCGUCUCCCAGCGCCUAUGGAUUGUCCACCUGGUCUUCACCAACUUAUGCUUGACUGCUGGCAAAAGGAGCGGGGUGAAAGGCCAAAGUUCGACCAAAUAGUUGGAAUCCUUGAUAAAAUGAUUCGGAACCCCAAUACAUUAAAGACCCCCCUAGGCCACUGUAGUAGACCAAUUAGCCCACUUUUAGAUCAGAACACUCCAGAUUUCACUACUUUCCGCUCAGUGGGAGACUGGUUGGAAGCAAUCAAGAUGGAAAGGUACAAUGAUAACUUCACAGCAGCAGGGUACAGCUCAUUGGAAUCAGUGGCCAGGAUGACUAUUGAGGACGUGUUGAGCUUAGGGAUCACAUUAGUGGGCCAUCAGAAGAAAAUAAUGAGCAGCAUACAGACUAUGAGAGCACAGAUGCUGCACUUACACGGCACAGGUGUCCAGGUGUGACAAGCAACACUUCCUCCAGUUAGGAGGCAACAGGCUUCUAACAAGCUACAAUGAGGCGUUUACUAAGGAUAAUCAUUGAAUGCGCUGCUUCCUGCAUCAAGACUCAUGGGAUAAACACAUUCCUUAUUCCUUGGUGCCGCCUUCCAGAGGUGGGAGGAGCUAACACAGGGUCCGUUAUCAGCAGCUAAGAAGAUGUCAAGAAAUACUACCUGGCACAUACGAAACUCUGAAACUUUUGAGGAACUCUUAACUGUGUAUUAUAGAGUGACAGAGAAUACUGAAAAAAAUGUUUUAUUUUUACCUUCCCCUUUUUGCUCUUUGAAAUGUGUAAAGUAUUUCUUCCUCAUUAUUUUGGAUAACUAUUUCUUGAAAAAUAAUUAUCUUUAUAGAAGAAUUAUUCCUUGGAGUGGUGAUUCAAUAUUCAUUUCAGUUAUGUUAAUUUAUCCCAAACACUAUGGUGUAUUAUUUCCCUUUUUAUUAGCGGAGAACAGGGUAAAGGGAAAGGCAAUCAGUGGGCUUGUCUUUUUAAAAAUGUUUUUUAAGCAGGUGUAAUUAGGAACAAUUACCAAUGUGUGAUAAGUUGUGGUAUUAACCUUUUAAUAUAUUAAAAUAUUAAUGAAUUUUCAGUCAGCAGCAGUACGAAGUUACUAAAUCAGUCUGAGCGAGCCUGGGAUUCAUUUAUUUGAAAUUGUUUAUAAUGUUUACUGCUUGCAAUAUUUUAAGUAAUUGAUCAAAGAAUAUUUUGAAGGUCUAAACUUUUCUAAAGUUUUCUGGAACAUGAAAAAAGCUCCACAGAUAGACCUCUGAAAGCUUAGCAAUUCAAGGAACAAUCAUAUUUUGAAAUUUCUGUCCUGUAGGGCUAACCAUAGUGUACUGCUAAUCUUUUUAUUUUAUUGUAUGUGUUUGCAGUUAUAUCUUUCUUAAAAGUUGCCAUGAUUUUACUUAAGAUGAUAAGAACUUGAGCAAACACAGCGCAAUAAUUACUCCUGAUGGAACAUGGCAUCUUUCAGAAUGUCAGUGUUCUAUGUUUCAUAGAUAUGCUUUAGUGUUCUGACCAUACUUUGGAAAACUUUUCCUUUCUCAUCACUGGUGUGAUAAAAACAGAAAGAGAGAGAAUUUGUGAAUUAUUGAAGCAGCUGGUUGUCACAGCGUUGUUUUGCACUAAUUCUCCAACCCAUUAAAAUUAUAAUGUAUGCUUUUU
This is a messenger RNA of Acipenser ruthenus (sterlet), 4261 nucleotides long. RefSeq names its product ephrin type-A receptor 7. The record is from RefSeq and is a predicted model, not a curated record. Gene Ontology annotation, biological process: axon guidance; protein phosphorylation; cell surface receptor protein tyrosine kinase signaling pathway. The transcript is spliced from 17 exons. Gene Ontology annotation, cellular component: plasma membrane; neuron projection. Lineage: Eukaryota; Metazoa; Chordata; Actinopteri; Acipenseriformes; Acipenseridae. The coding region runs from base 85 to 3060 and encodes 991 amino acids. Gene Ontology annotation, molecular function: ATP binding; transmembrane-ephrin receptor activity; protein binding.